AUGGAAAAUGAGUGGUCAAAACUUAAUGAUCUUAAGGUGGGUUUAGAUAUGGCUUCUUUAGCAUUGAGACCAAAUAUAAUUAAUAUGGCUGCUAUUUAUUUCAACAAUGGUUAUUAUGUGGUUAACUUUAUACUUUUGCUCCUGGGAUUUUUCAGUGGUUUUUCUCUUUAUAUUUUAUCUGAAUCUGCUGCUCAAUUAGAACGAUAUAACUAUGCCAGUCUUGUUGGUACUGCUUUUAGUUAUAAAUUUAUAUUAUUCUGUAUUUGUGUGUUAAAAAUAACUAGAAUCAUAUUUACGUCUAAUAACUUACUAGCAAUUUUAUCAAAUUAUGGUUUAAAUAAGAUUGUUAAUGAUAAGAUAUCAUUUUUAGUGAUGGUUUUUAUCUGUUAUCUUCUGUUUAGUUAUUACAGAAAAUAUUAUAAGUAUUUAGCUCUUAUUUCUGGUUGUACUGCUUUACUGUUUACUUUUACUGAAUCAGUUGGUUCUGAGUAUAAAUUUUUUAGAAAUGAAGAUGGUUAUAUUUUUAACGAUUUAGGUAUAUUAAUGUUAUGGCUGUCAUCUCAUCAUGCUGUAUUAUCACUAUAUAAGUUUGAUAUGAUGCAAAGAAGAGAUCGGGUUAUUUCAUCAUUUUUUAGUGCUUUAAUUGAUAUUUUAUUUUAUAUGGGAAUUGGUACUUUCGGUAUUGAAGCUUAUCCAGAAACUGAGUCAAUAUGGAUUAACAAUCUUGAAAAUCCUUAG
Messenger RNA from Hepatospora eriocheir, 738 nucleotides. NCBI's taxonomy places the organism in Eukaryota, Fungi, Microsporidia, Hepatosporidae. The record is from the annotation of a GenBank genome assembly.